AAAUAUAAGCUCACUGACAGCCUGUGUCAAUAGGUCCGCUUAUGUGCAGGGAUUGCAUGGAGUACGGGAAUUGCGCAUGCUACUUUGGAUGCAUAGCUGCCGUUAGGCCCGUACGUGCCUCAACGCUCUAGCCAGAGAGAGCAAGUUUUCUUCAGAUAAAAAUGCUCUGUGUUGUCCCAUUUGUCUUUCUUCUCUUCUUGUCCCUCAUGGUUCUGAGGACAUGGUUCCCUGUUGAAGGCCUAAGACUCCUUUUUGUGUCUCUUCAAUCCUAAACUUUGAUCGGAAUGGCAGACACCAAGAUUGUGAAGCACACGGCAAUUGGCACCAGGACCGAUAUCGAUGGAGGUGCGAAAGACAGAGUCACUUCCCAGGAGCAGAAGCUCGUCCGGAAGAUUGAUAUCCAUCUGAUGCUUCCUCUAUGAAUCAUCUUUUGUUGGGCAUUUCUGGAUCGCAUCAAUCUCGGCAACGUUGCGGUCCUAGGGAUCAUAGAGGACCUGCAUAUGACCAGCAGAGACCUCUCCACUGCUCUACAAGUCUUCUUUGUGCCGUAUAUCUUGCUUGACAUUCCGAGCAACAUCCUUCUCAAGAGGCUGCCCCCGUCGACCUGGAUCAGCAUCCUCGCCUUCCUGUGGGGUGUAUCUUCUAUGUGCCAGGGAUUUUUCAAGAGCACCGGUGGCUUGGCUGCGUGUAGGUUUCUGAUGGGCGUUUUUGAAGCCGGGUUUGUUCCCGGCUGUGCCUACCUGAUGGCAAUGUUCUACAAGCGCCAUGAGUUUCAGAAACGGUUCUCUCUUUUCUGGGUUGCUGGCCUCAUUGCCGGUGCCUUCGGUGGCCUCCUGGCGUAUGCCCUCUACCACAUGCAAGGCCUAGCAGGGUUCGCUGGGUGGCGCUGGAUCUUCAUCAUCGAGGGGCUUCUCGCCAUUGUGACUGCCAUACCCGCCAAGUUCAUCAUUGCGGACUGGCCGGAAAAUGCCAGGUUCCUGACGGCAGAUGACAAGACCAUUCUCGCCCAGCGCCAGGCCCAAGACCUCGCCGACGGCGCUGCGCGGAUGGAUCGCCUCAACCGUGACGCCUGGAGGCGCAUCCUGGGUGAUUGGAAGAUCUAUGUCGGAGCCCUGAUCUACCUGGGCAUCACCGUCUCCGGCUACGCAACCGCCCUGUUCGUCCCCUCCAUCGUCGACUCUCUGGGAUACUCGGGCGUCGAAGCCCAAGUGCAUAGCAUCCCCAUCUGGCUCGUCGCCUCGGCGGUGACGCUGGUCGUCUCGUUUCUAACCGACCGCCUUAAGCACCGCUACGGCUUCAUGAUGUUCGGCCUGUGCUUCGCCUCCAUCGGCUACAUCCUCCUCCUUUGCCAGGGUCCGCCCGGCGGCGACCUCCCCCUGCACGUCCGCUACAUGGCCGUCUUCUUCAUCACCGCCGGCUGCUACAUCGUCCAACCCGUCGCAGUUGUCUGGAUGGCCAACAACCUGGGCGGCCACUACAAGCGCGCCGUCGGCCUGGCCAUCACCAUCGGCUUCGGCAACAUUGGCGGCAUCAUCGCAACCAACAUCUUCGCCAGUGCCGACGCCCCGCGCUUCUUCGUCGGCUACGGCGUCUCCCUCGCCAUGCUGCUCCUCUGCGGUACCGCGAGCAGCGUCUUCGCCAUUGGCAUUUCCCGUGAGAAUAGGCUGCGCGACGAGGGCAAACGUGCCGGUCGUCUCCACCAUCCGAACAUCGACAACAUGGGUGAUGAUGGCCCUCGCUUUCGCUUCAGUCUUUGAAUUCUAAUCAGUAUAUAUAUAUAUCUAUGUAUAUAUAUACUUUCAUGGUAGACUUCACAUAGAUGAUAGUCACCAGUAAUCAAUAUAUUCUGGUACUUAUGUGUAUUCUGACUACUACAAUUAAUUACUGCAUAAAACCCGCUUAACGUAGGCAUUGCUUUUCCGAGGGAUCCAAGUAUGUUCGGCGCAAAAGAAUAACCAAUGAGGCUCUAGAUUAGACAUGUGGGAUCAUUGCGGAAAGAUGUUCGGAAUUAAAA
Messenger RNA from Penicilliopsis zonata CBS 506.65, 2014 nucleotides. RefSeq lists its product as hypothetical. The transcript has 3 exons. NCBI's taxonomy places the organism in Eukaryota, Fungi, Ascomycota, Eurotiomycetes, Eurotiales, Aspergillaceae. Gene Ontology annotation, molecular function: transmembrane transporter activity. Gene Ontology annotation, cellular component: membrane. Bases 501 to 1757 code for a protein of 418 amino acids. The record is from RefSeq and is a predicted model, not a curated record. Gene Ontology annotation, biological process: transmembrane transport.